UUGCUCUCAGACUCAGAGCUUACAGUUGCACUACAUUUUUUUAUUGUUCCGUUCCUCUACCCAAAUACCUGUCUUUCCAACGAAGAACAACAGCCUCGAUCAUCGCUGAAAUAGUGGCAUAAAGAAGUUACGAACUCUUACUUGCAUACUAUGAGUGAUCGCAUUGCUGAAAAUUCUCUGACCGAAUACGAUAUUCAUUCUUACAUUAUCAGUGUAGGUUUCUGGAGAUAGUUCUAAUCCACCUCAAGUCUCAAGUCAGUUGGAAAUGUCUGAUGAUAAUGGAUCUGAUUACGACGUUCCGGAGCUUCCGCCCAUGUUGCCUGAGUUGGAUGACUUGCCACCGUUGACAAGCCUCAAUCCGUCGACGUUCAGUGCCAGCCAAGCAAUCGGUGAUGGAAGUGCUAAUGCUGCAGGAAAUGCUGACGGCAUGGGAGACGGUGCUGAUGGUGCCGCUGCCCCUGAUGGCGCGACUCCUGCCAAGCCCAAGAAGAUCCGAAAACCUGUGCCCAAGCUCGAUGCAACCAGGUUAUGCAGUAAAGAGCGCGGCUUGCCACAUCUAGUACAGGACUUCAAAACUAUUCGCUUCAAGGGUAGAGGGCAUGAGGCGAGUGACAUUAGACUGUUGAUGCGUCGCUAUGAACACUGGGCGCAUCGUCUCUUCCCAAAGUACCCCCUAAGGACUUCAACUGAAAUCAUUGAGCUGUCCCUGGCGUCGAAGAGAGAAGUCAAGGUAUGUAUGGCACAGCUGCGUAGAGGUGACGAUGGUGACGAUGCACUUGAUGUAGAUGUUCUGGAGCCAGAGCCGGUGCGGCCCGUGCUGCCUCUUCUCUAGUGAGUAUUGGCUCGUUGGCUUACACUCUCCCAUCAGCCAUACCAUGUGCUACCGUCUCCCGUGGAAAGGCCUGCGCAUGCCGAGACUAGCCUCUGCUGACUUGAUGUCUUACUGUGCCUUUGCAGUAGCAACAUACAGGGUUGAUGUUGCUCCGCUCUGGCUUGGCAUCUGUAUUGCGUUAUGCCCCAGGCUCCAAUUUGCUUUGUUUCUGACACAGUCACGAUGUCAGUCAUAGCGCGCAUGUACUUGUUUCAUCUCGUAUAUACUUGUUGUACAUUGUACUUGUAACUGGCCUAUUUGACGUUGAUUGCGGGCAAUCAACUAAACUAGCUUGCUUCAUAAUUAUUAGAUUUCUUUUUAACGAAGCACGUUCCCAUCUUAUCUCUUUCCGUUUGACAUCUCAUUGCUUGUUUUAUUAAAUACGAUGGUAGCGGUAUGAGAUCCACCGGCUUCAUGCCUCGUCACCUUUAGGCUUUGUUUGCUUGUGACCUGUGAAUUGACUUGUGUCUGAAGCUGCUGCUCAUACUUUCCGAGUUUUCUCCUAAACAAACAAAAAUCAUACAACGCAGCUUGAAUAUAAUGGUGAUAUGUACCAUUGCCUUUUCAAUCAAUUCCAUUAAUGAAGACGUUAUUGUGUAGAAAAUCAGCUCUUUCACAGGGA
This is a messenger RNA of Sycon ciliatum, 1493 nucleotides long. RefSeq names its product TIMELESS-interacting protein-like. Gene Ontology annotation, biological process: DNA damage response; replication fork arrest; DNA replication checkpoint signaling. Gene Ontology annotation, cellular component: nucleus; replication fork protection complex. Gene Ontology annotation, molecular function: DNA binding. Lineage: Eukaryota; Metazoa; Porifera; Calcarea; Leucosolenida; Sycettidae. Bases 266 to 832 code for a protein of 188 amino acids. The record is from RefSeq and is a predicted model, not a curated record. The transcript is spliced from 4 exons.